AGCCGCUGCCCCCGGCCCCUUCUUCUCCUUCUUCUUCUUCUUCUUCUUCUUCUCCCUCACCAUCACCAACAAGAGAGAGGAGGAGUGGAUUCAUCGAUCGAGAAGUCGAGGUAGUACAUACGUUGGAUUGGAUUGGAGGAGGAGAAUGCCUCGCGGUGGGUUCUCGGGGUCGAUAAGCUCGCCCAGGAUCGACGUCGCCAUCGACAUGGGGAACCCCUUCCUCAACCGCACCGUCGACGGCUUCCUCAAGAUCGGCGCCGUCGGGGCGUGCAAGGUCGCCGCCGAGGACACAUUCGACUGCCUCCACAGAGGGGAUGUUUCAAAGCACAAGCUUGAGCAUAUGCUGAAGAAAAUGUGCAAGGAGGGUGCCUAUUGGGGUACUGUUGCUGGGGUGUAUGUGGGCAUGGAGUACGGAGUGGAGAGGAUUCGUGGUCGCCAUGACUGGAAGAAUGCUAUGAUUGGAGGUGCUUUAAGUGGUGCUCUGAUCUCUGCUGCCAGCAACAACCACAAAGACAAGAUCAUCAAGGACGCCAUCACCGGAGGCGCUGUUGCAACAGCUGUCGAGUUCAUCAACUACCUCACUUAGUCAUGUAACUGCGUUUUUGCAGUGGCUUUUGUUGGACAGCAAGAAUAAGAGCUUCUUCACUGAAGCCAUGUUCAGUUUAAUAAAAUGUUACCUUGUUCAUCCCUGCUUCGUUCCCUGCACUUGUGAUCUCAGUACUUAUUCUGAGUAAUUAUUCUCCUGAUAUUCGUGGCUUGCAGUCGUCAGUAUGACCUUGUGAUGAUUUGUUUUAAGUUGAGAAAAGCCAUAUUUGCAA
Molecule: messenger RNA, 818 nt
Organism: Oryza sativa Japonica Group (Japanese rice)
Lineage: Eukaryota; Viridiplantae; Streptophyta; Magnoliopsida; Poales; Poaceae
Source: RefSeq, a predicted model, not a curated record